CCGUAGCGUGGCGAACUGUACCCGGUCCAAAUCCGCGACAAUGUGCUUUUGGCGCCACUAGACAAUAGACAUCAUCACCUUGUGAGUUGUGAGACUUGAGAGUGCAAAUUUCAAUUUCAGUUCUGAACAACGCACUGAGAUAUACAAAGAAGAAAGAGCUUCGCAUUGUGACCUAACAAUGGCGGAGACGAUCUCUCCUAUGGACAUCGACGGCCACGACCUCACUUACCCUGCGAGGUCUGACAAGGGCAAAAGUGUCGUCGUCGGCAACCAUCCCGGCGGCGGCAAGGCGAUUCCGUGGGUCGAAAAGUACCGCCCUCAGUCCCUCGACGACGUCGCCGCUCACCGUGACAUUGUCGAUACUAUUGAUAGGCUGACCACUGAGAACAGAUUACCCCAUCUUUUAUUGUAUGGGCCUCCUGGCACGGGCAAAACGUCAACUAUUCUUGCGGUGGCACGCAAACUAUAUGGUGCACAGUACCACAAUAUGAUUUUGGAGCUCAAUGCAUCAGAUGAUAGAGGAAUUGACGUUGUACGACAGCAGAUUCAAGAUUUUGCUAGCACUCAGAGCUUAUCAUUUGGUGUCAAGUCCUCUGUAAAACUGAUCUUGCUUGAUGAAGCGGAUGCCAUGACAAAGGAUGCCCAAUUUGCAUUACGUAGAGUGAUUGAAAAAUAUACAAAAAGCACUAGGUUUGCACUUAUCUGUAAUCAUGUAAACAAGAUCAUUCCUGCACUGCAAUCAAGAUGCACUCGGUUUCGGUUUGCCCCUCUUGAUGCUGUCCAUGUCACUGAAAGACUUAAACAUGUUAUUAAGGCUGAAGGGCUUGAUGUUCAAGACAGUGGCUUAGCAGCGCUUGUUCGACUUAGCAAUGGUGAUAUGAGAAAGGCUUUGAAUAUUCUUCAGUCAACACAUAUGGCUUCUCAGCAGAUAACAGAAGAAGCUGUUUACCUGUGCACUGGAAAUCCAUUGCCCAAAGACAUUGAACAGAUAUCCUACUGGCUUCUAAAUGAACAAUUUGCAGAUAGCUUUAAAAGAGUAUAUGAAAUCAAGACAAGAAAAGGAUUGGCCCUGGUAGAUAUUGUGAGAGAAGUGACAAUGUUUGUUUUUAAGAUUAAGAUGACUCCAGCUGUCCGAGUACAGUUGAUGAAUGAUUUGGCAGACAUAGAGUACAGAUUAAGUUUUGGGUGCAACGAUAAGCUUCAGCUUGGAUCUGUUAUUGCUUCUUUUACCCGUGCUAGAUCUGCACUGGUUGCAGCUGCUCAAUAACCUAUUCCCGAAUACGAUCCCCUGUGUGUUAUUGCUUUCGCAUGCCUAUUUGGCUUGGCUUCUUUGAUUUCCAUGGCAACUGUCGUUAAUAUUGAGAAUGACAUUGUAGUGUCUCAAUUUGUGUAAAGAAAUUAACUGUGUUUAUGCCUUUCAACUCCUGAUGAGUUUUCACUUAGAAGAAUUUUCACAAAAUUUUGAAGUAGGACAUCUUUAGCUUUAAUUUUAUUGACAUGAUGUUACUGCUACUUAUUUUAAGAGUGACACAAUUAGGUUCAGACAUUAAGAUCGAAAACUGUUAUGACAUCAAGACAAUG
Molecule: messenger RNA, 1581 nt
Organism: Gastrolobium bilobum
Lineage: Eukaryota; Viridiplantae; Streptophyta; Magnoliopsida; Fabales; Fabaceae
Product: replication factor C subunit 3
Exons: 9
Coding region: 179-1267 (362 amino acids)
Biological process (GO): DNA-templated DNA replication; DNA repair
Cellular component (GO): DNA replication factor C complex; nucleus
Molecular function (GO): DNA clamp loader activity; DNA binding; ATP hydrolysis activity
Source: RefSeq, a predicted model, not a curated record